CUCACAGUGGAUAACCUUGUCUAUUUGGACGGCCUCUUCUUCCUCUUCAUGAAAUCCACCGAAGUGCUUUCACAUUCUAAAAGCUGAUGCUCACAAGCUCUUAACAAUGGCUUCCUCCCUCACCUCCUCUUUUCAAACAAGCAAUUUGAGGUCUCUAUUUUUGGGCGAGAGAAAUAGAAUUUGUAUUUCCAGUGUUCAUGCAGAUCGUGUUGGUUUCUUGAGGAAAACUGUGGUGUGUAAGGAAUCACGGAUAGGAAAACAGCCAAUUGAAGUGCCAUCCAAUGUGACAAUCACUUUGGACGGCCAAGGCUUAAAAGUAAAGGGUCCUCUUGGGGAACUUUCACAAAGCUAUCCACGAGAAGUGAAGGUUGAGAGGGAUGAGUCUGGCAUUCUAAGGGUCAGCAAGGCGAUGGAAACUAGAAGGGCCAACCAAAUGCAUGGGCUUUUUAGGACACUUACCGACAAUAUGGUGGUGGGAGUAUCUAAAGGUUUUGAGAAGAAACUUCAAUUGAUCGGUGUUGGGUAUCGUGCAACAGUAGAAGGAAAAGACUUGGUACUAAACCUGGGGUUCUCUCAUCCAGUUAGAAUGGCAAUCCCUGAUGGCAUAAAAGUGAAGGUGGAUGACAACACCAGAAUUACUGUUAGUGGAUACGACAAAUGCGCCAUCGGUCAGUUUGCUGCUUCUGUUAGGCGAUGGAGACCCCCGGAACCGUAUAAAGGUAAGGGUGUGAAAUAUGCUGAUGAAAUUGUUAGACGAAAGGAAGGGAAAGCAGGAAAGAAGAAGUGAGAGUAAUAGAGGUUUUUGGCUUACUUGUUUGUUUCUUUCUUGUUAUCUCAUUGUUCUUUUCAAAUGUGCAUUUGGCAAUUGUGGAUGUAGUUACAGUAAAGCAAUUCAUUCCAAUUAACAAGUUUUUGCUACA
Corylus avellana is the source of this 920-nucleotide messenger RNA. RefSeq names its product Ribosomal protein L6 family. Gene Ontology annotation, biological process: translation. NCBI's taxonomy places the organism in Eukaryota, Viridiplantae, Streptophyta, Magnoliopsida, Fagales, Betulaceae. The record is from RefSeq and is a predicted model, not a curated record. Gene Ontology annotation, cellular component: ribosome. Gene Ontology annotation, molecular function: structural constituent of ribosome; rRNA binding.